Molecule: messenger RNA, 1077 nt
Organism: Closterium sp. Yama58-4
Lineage: Eukaryota; Viridiplantae; Streptophyta; Zygnematophyceae; Desmidiales; Closteriaceae
Source: the annotation of a GenBank genome assembly
AUGGACUCGUUACAAGCACGACAAACAUGGGAGCUGGAGAAUCGAAUCGAGCCGUUGGCGUCCGCUGACGUGGACACGAUCUACCGCUACGACGAGCGAAUCCACGCGGACGUGCUGUCGCAGAAGCCGUGGACCAAAGAUCCGCACUACUUUAAGAACGUCCGAAUCUCCGCGCUCGCGCUGCUGAAAAUGGUCGUGCACGCGCGAUCGGGGGAUACGAUCGAGGUGAUGGGCAUCAUGCAGGGCAAGGUGGUGGACGGCACAAUCAUUGUCAUGGACGCGUUUGCUCUGCCUGUGGAGGGCACAGAGACCAGAGUCAACGCCCAGGCUGAGGCGUACGAGUACAUGGUGGAGUUCACCCAGACGAAUAAGAGGGCGGGGCGGCUGGAGAACGUGGUGGGAUGGUACCACUCGCAUCCGGGGUACGGGUGCUGGCUGUCAGGCAUCGACGUGUCCACUCAGAUGCUCAACCAGGAGUUUCAAGAGCCCUUCCUCGCUGUCGUCAUUGAUCCCACGCGCACCGUGUCUGCUGGCAAGGUGGAGAUUGGAGCGUUCCGCACAUACCCCAAGGGGUACAAGCCGCCAGAUGAGCCACCAUCGGAGUAUCAAACCAUCCCUCUCAACAAAAUUGAGGACUUUGGCGUGCACUGCAAGCAGUACUACUCAUUGGACAUCACCUAUUUCAAGUCGUCACUCGACUCGCACCUCUUGGACCUGCUCUGGAACAAGUACUGGGUCAACACGCUCUCCUCCUCGCAGCUCCUUGCCAACCGAGACUACGUGGCUGGCCAGAUCUCCGACCUGGCGGAGAAGCUGGAGCAGGCAGAGGGGCAGCUGGCGCAUUCGGGACGCAUUGGGGGGUUCCUGAUGCCGCCACAGCGACGCAAGGAGGAGGAGUCACCAUUGAGCAGGUCCACACGGGACAGCACUCGCAUCACCGUGGAGCAACUGCACGGGCUCAUGUCGCAGGUGAUGAAAGAUCUACUGUUCAACUCUGUUGCUGCCACAAGCAAGCCGGAUAAGGUCCAAUUACAAGCUGCCAGCUCAUCAGGGGGGGAACCCAUGGUUGAAGCCUGA